CAUUCACUAUGAUACUGGUGAGGUGGUGUAUGUACAAUUGUAUGGGACUGCUAUUGAUGUUAAUGUGAGACUGGAUAAGAGCUCAAUACUAAUGGAGAGCACUUACAUUGGACUGUGUUCACAGAGAACAUUAACGUUACACAAUCGCACUGAUAUUGUUUCUCACUUUGAAUGGAAACUCAAAUCAACAGCAGAUGAAGAAGAACUACACAGAAACAUUAUAAAGCAAGAGUUAAGUGAUGAAGAGGCCAGUUCAAAGAGGUCAUUGCUUGAUCGUUGUGUUCACAAUCCUUACCUGAGGGACAGGGUCUCUAUACUUGAUCAUAAUUUUGAUAAAAGGAAAGCACUUAUUAAUAAUGAAAGGUUUCUAUUUUAUGAUGAUGUUUUCUCUAUUGAUCCGGUGGAAGGUGAACUGUGGCCUCACUCACAAAUUGAUGUUACUAUUUCCUUUCAACCAGAGAAGGCUAAAAAUUAUUCCAGUGUAGCAUAUUGUGAUGUGACUGGUAGAGAGAGCAGGCUCCCCCUUAGGUUAAAGGGAGAGGGACUAGGACCUAAGCUUAGAUUCUCGUUUGAUUCGCUUGACAUUCAAAACAUUUUUGUCAAUUCUGCACACGCAUAUGAGGUGAUAUUGGAGAACCAAGGUGACAUUGAUGCUAGUUACUCCAUGAGGUCUUCCUCGUCUCUUUUUGGUCCUAAAUUUACUUUCAAUCCUUCAUCUGGUCACCUCUCACCUGAUGGACUCCAGGCAAUACAGAUAUCAUUAUCUUCUGCUGCUCUUGGUUCGUUUGAUGAGGAGUUUGAGUGGGACGUGGAGGGAUCAGACAAGACACUUAAACUUAGAAUAAAUGGGUCUGUGAUAGGUCCUACAUUUCAAUUUGAUACUGAUGAGAUUAACUUCAAUACAGUUUCAUAUGGGUUUCCAUCAGUCUGACAGGUUUCAUUAACUAAUACUUCUGAGGUACCAAUGAGCUUUAUACUGAGGGUCCCUGCUCAUGGCAGCAAAGGGGAAAUGUUUAUCAUCAACCCAAACAAAGGAGUCCUGCCACCCAGCCUACACCAGAAUAUCACUAUAACAUUCACUCCAGCUGAAGUAAAGGAGUACACUAGGUUCUUGGUACUUGAUGUAGAAGAGGCUGGAAAGAAGUUUUCUCUCUACCCAUAUGAACAAAUUAAGUUAGUA
This is a messenger RNA of Amphimedon queenslandica, 1180 nucleotides long. RefSeq names its product hydrocephalus-inducing protein-like. NCBI's taxonomy places the organism in Eukaryota, Metazoa, Porifera, Demospongiae, Haplosclerida, Niphatidae. Gene Ontology annotation, cellular component: axoneme. Gene Ontology annotation, biological process: cilium movement; axonemal central apparatus assembly. The coding region runs from base 92 to 931 and encodes 279 amino acids. The transcript has 12 exons. The record is from RefSeq and is a predicted model, not a curated record.